Molecule: messenger RNA, 1377 nt
Organism: Xylaria bambusicola
Lineage: Eukaryota; Fungi; Ascomycota; Sordariomycetes; Xylariales; Xylariaceae
Exons: 5
Coding region: 1-1377 (458 amino acids)
Biological process (GO): 'de novo' NAD+ biosynthetic process from L-tryptophan
Cellular component (GO): cytoplasm
Molecular function (GO): metal ion binding; indoleamine 2,3-dioxygenase activity; heme binding
Source: RefSeq, a predicted model, not a curated record
AUGCUUGUUGUAUCAUUCUUUUUCUGUGCAGCAGCCCUCAUAGGGCUGGCGCUAUGGAGGAUGGUGAAGAGCCGUCGUACCGCCAGUGUGAUAACGGGAAAAGCCAACAGGAUGCAACACACGAGAACCCUCGCAGCUCAACAUAAAGUAGCUGCAUCUCUAGUCGCCAUGAUAGAUAAAGACGGGGCCGGUGAUUGGCCACCCAGGGCGAACUAUGAAUCAUGGCCAGCAGCCAUUUUCCCGUACAGGUCCAUAUACAUGGAACUUCUCCCAAUGCUAUAUACGGACACACCGUCAAUGGAUGACAACGUGAAUAUUGAACGGCGUGAGAGGUAUCGCGUUGCGGUGCGAAGCCUGCUCCGGGACAGGAUCGCCCUAGAUGAAGUGACCACGAUGCUUGAAGAGGUUGAGGCAGACAAUUGGAGUUCCAUAUCCAGAGACACUUUCAACGGCUUCUACUGUUGCGUUGCUCUUAGUCGUCAUGCGUAUAGAUGGGCCACGCUACCUGUUGUCAAGGUAGCUCAGCUUGAGAAGGAACUAGACUUUCCUCCAGAGCUGUCCAUACCUUGGUCAUAUCUGCAGCGAUACUAUGGUUGUCACUCAGAUGGUGGCAAUCACACAUCCAAUGUCCUCAACAACUUCAAUCCUAGAAGCGAAAGGAUAUUCAGGUUCAACAAUUCGCUUUCUCCAGCUAUACAGGCAUCGGAGGAGGGGUUCUUCAGGCUGCUAUAUGAGGUCGACGUCAUGUCUUUUGACAUCUUUCACGAUAUCAUUCUUGCCAUAACUUCGUACAAAGACGGCAAGACGAGCGCCUCUGUGGACGCUAUGCGAAGUGUCAAUGCUGGCCUUCGUGGGCUAUUCGUACACUUCAACCAGAAGAUGAGAGAAGAGAACGUCUCCCGUAAGGUCUGGUUGAACUAUGUGCAGAGCAUGCACGCCUGGGGUUUGGGUAGGAUGAUUGAUGGAGAAUGGGUUCGGUUCGACGGUGUCUCUGGUAAUCAGAUAUUGGUAUUCCAAGCUCUCGAUGCUCUACUGGGAAUGGAGACAUACCACCCUGACGCCGACCUGAAGAGGUAUAUGCCAGCGGCCCAGCGAAGCUUUUGCAAGUCCAUCAAGGAUAAUUCACCCCGCCCGCAUUUGAAGGGAACGAAGGACCAGGCACUGAAGGCGGAAUUCGAGACUCUUGUCGCUCAAUUGAAGCGGUAUCGUGCUGCGCAUAGGAGUCGGGCAAUGCCCUACCUAAAACAAUCAGCACCUGAGAGAUACCAUAUGACGACCAAGGCAUCUGUACUAACAACAGAUCCAAGCGUGAGCAUCGACGCAGCACUGAAGCCUCUAGAGCAACUGUUGAUAAACAGAUCGGCCCAGACCGUUUAA